This is a messenger RNA of Physcomitrium patens, 1197 nucleotides long. RefSeq names its product large ribosomal subunit protein uL18y. NCBI's taxonomy places the organism in Eukaryota, Viridiplantae, Streptophyta, Bryopsida, Funariales, Funariaceae. The record is from RefSeq and is a predicted model, not a curated record. Gene Ontology annotation, biological process: ribosomal large subunit assembly; translation. Gene Ontology annotation, molecular function: structural constituent of ribosome; 5S rRNA binding. Gene Ontology annotation, cellular component: cytosolic large ribosomal subunit; ribosome.
GGCGGAGGGCAGCCUGGGCCAUCGGAGCCCCCAAGGCCCGAUUGCUGUAAGGGUUUCGUUGCUCCCUCUUCUGGCCCUCUCUCUGAUGCGCCUCUCUGCAGGUCGCCGUUCUCGCUCUGUCAUUGCUGCCUGUGAGCUCGCCCAGCUAUGGCUUUCAUCAAGCCUAACAAGACUAAGGCCUACUUCAAGAGGUUUCAGGUCAAGUACAAACGAAGGAGAGCUGGUAAAACCGAUUACCGGGCGAGGAUCCGUUUGACCACUCAGGACAAGAACAAGUACAACACCCCGAAGUACCGUUUCGUCGUUCGUUUCACCAAUAAGGACAUUGUUGCCCAAAUCACCUAUGCUACUCUUGCUGGUGAUAUUGUGCUUACUUCCGCAUAUGCUCAUGAGCUGCCUCGGUAUGGACUCAAGGGAGGACUUACCAACUACGCCGCUGCCUACUGCACUGGCCUUCUCUUGGCCCGCCGUCACCUGAAGAAUUACGACCUGGAUGAUGAGUACGUCGGCAAUGAGCAGGCGACAGGUGAGGAUUACAAUGUUGAAGAGGGCGAGGGAAAGAGGCCUUUCAGAGCACUUCUGGAUGUGGGUUUGGUGAGGACCACCACUGGUAACAGGGUUUUUGGUGCUCUCAAGGGUGCUUUGGACGGUGGAUUAGACGUUCCCCACAGCGAGAAGCGCUUUGCAGGUUACAACAAGGAGGAUAAGUCUCUGAAUGCCGAGAUUCACCGCAAGUACAUUUUGGGUGGACACGUCGCAGACUACAUGAAGCUUCUGAAGGAGGACGAACCUGAGAAGUACCAAUCUCACUUCAGUGGAUUUAUCAAGGCUGGCGUCGAAGCUGAAAAUCUUGCAGAAAUGUACACAAGUGUGCACGCUGCUAUCCGCGCUGACCCUACUCAACAGAAGACUGAGAAGAAGGCUCCUGCUGAGAAGAGGAAGUGGAAGAUUCAGAAGUUGACCUACGAUGAGCGACAGGCUGCCCUGGUUAAACGUCUCAACGCCAUCAACGGCGAGGAUGAGGAAUAGACUUAGAAUUGUACGCUUGCCAUUGUGAUUACAGAUCAGCAUGCAGUAGGAAGGGUCUUGUCCCAGCUUGCCCAUCUGGCCUGCUAAUUUGUAUGCAUUCGGGUAUUUAAGGUUCGCAUUUGGUCAAGUCUCUGGUACUGACUUGCAUUUCCGUCUUUCCUAGACGCA